Messenger RNA from Vairimorpha ceranae, 573 nucleotides. Its product is annotated as myb-like dna-binding domain containing protein. The transcript has a single exon. The record is from RefSeq and is a predicted model, not a curated record. NCBI's taxonomy places the organism in Eukaryota, Fungi, Microsporidia, Nosematidae. The coding region runs from base 1 to 573 and encodes 190 amino acids.
AUGAAUAAUUCAGAUGAUGAAAAAAUAGAAAAACUCGAACUUCAUAUUGCUUGUCGACCAGAAGACGAUUUUAGAGACAUUUUGGCAUAUGCUGAUAAACGUAAAGGAAUAGUAUGGACUCCCGAAGAAGAAGAAAUUUUGGUUGAAGGUCUAAAAAAGUAUGGUAAAGGACAUUGGAAACAGAUACUAGAUUCGUUUAAAGACGAUUUAAAUCCAAAUCGUCGUAUGAAAGACUUAAGUGAUAAAGUUAGAAUAUUAGAAAAACAAACGACAUAUCAAAAAAGAUCUAAGCAAGAUUGGUGGGAAGUGGAUCAGAAUAAUAACCCAGUUUGCAAAAUGGGAGAAAAAGUUAUUUAUAGAGCCAAGUUGCCUUACGAAGCAGCUUUUAAAUGUGCAUAUACUAAGAAUUACACAUCAGGAGAAACAAAAUAUAUAAAAAUUUGUUAUGAAGAAGCUGGUAAAUUUUGGUAUCAUUUGUAUAUAGCAACAUAUCAUAAGAAUGAAAAUGCCAGAAAUCGUAUUAAAGUAAGAAAAAUUUCUGGUCAGAGUCCAUAUAGAAAAGAUGGUAUGUAG